Molecule: messenger RNA, 1245 nt
Organism: Caenorhabditis bovis
Lineage: Eukaryota; Metazoa; Nematoda; Chromadorea; Rhabditida; Rhabditidae
Source: the annotation of a GenBank genome assembly
AUGACUUGUACUCAUGCAGCGUUGCGAAGAAACGACUUGGUUCAACUUGGUUUUAGAUAUGAUAAUAUUGUCAUGGAGGAAGCUGCUCAGAUUUUGGAAGUUGAAACAUUCAUUCCACUUCUUCUUCAGAAUCCACAAGACGGUCAUAACCGAUUAAAGCGAUGGAUUAUGAUUGGUGACCAUCACCAACUACCGCCGGUUGUUCAGAAUCAAGCGUUUCAAAAAUAUUCGAAUAUGGAACAAUCGUUGUUUGCAAGACUUGUUCGCCUUGGUGUGCCGAAUGUUCAAUUGGACAAGCAAGGUCGUGCGAGAGCAGAAAUUGCCGCUCUUUACCAAUGGAGAUAUAAGAAUCUUGGAAAUCUGCCACAUGUUGAGGAGUUGCCCAAUUUUCAGCGCGCAAAUGCUGGUUUCGCAUUUCCAUUUCAACUUAUUGAUGUUCCUGAUUUCAACGGUUGCGGCGAAACUCAACCGAGUCCAUAUUUUUAUCAAAAUCUUGGGGAAGCCGAAUACGCUGUCGCAUUGUACACGUAUAUGCGAAUUCUUGGAUAUCCUGCCGACAAAAUUUCGAUUAUUACGACCUAUAAUGGACAAGCUCAGUUGAUUCGCGAUGUUGUUCAACGAAGAUGCACUAGUAAUCCGCUUAUUGGCCCACCUGCGAAGAUUUCAACUGUGGAUAAAUAUCAAGGACAACAAAACGACUAUAUCAUACUUUCAUUGGUAAAAACGAAAAAUAUUGGACAUAUUCGGGAUAUUCGUCGUCUUAUUGUGGCGCUCUCUCGCGCGCGUCUUGGACUUUAUGUACUCGGACGAGCGGAGUUGUUCAUGAAUUGCUUCGAAUUGACGCCAGCGAUGCGUGUGUUUGCCAAAUAUCCGCCAAAACUCGUCAUUUUGCCACACGAACCGUAUCCGACUGAGAGAAAGGUUACUGAACGAUCGCAAGAUGGAGAUCCCAUUCAAAUUGAAGACACAUUGCACAUGACUCAAUUUGUUCACGCGUUCUAUAUGAGUAACGUUGACGUAAUGAAGGCCAAUUAUGAGCUCGCAAUGGCGCAGUACAUGGAAUCUCAAAGAGUGAUUCAACUUCAACCCGUGAUUGAUGAAGAAAUGCAAGAGGAGACUGAAGAGCAGAAGCUUGAAAGGCUAACACAAGAAAGAAAGAAGAAAAUCGAUGCGGAAGACAAAGCUGAGGCGGAUAUUGUUUUUGAAGAUAUGGAUCAUGAGCGUCAAGAACAGCCUUCGAGUUAA